Messenger RNA from Manihot esculenta (cassava), 1979 nucleotides. Its product is annotated as sugar transport protein 8. Gene Ontology annotation, biological process: monosaccharide transmembrane transport. Lineage: Eukaryota; Viridiplantae; Streptophyta; Magnoliopsida; Malpighiales; Euphorbiaceae. Gene Ontology annotation, cellular component: membrane. The record is from RefSeq and is a predicted model, not a curated record. Gene Ontology annotation, molecular function: monosaccharide transmembrane transporter activity. The transcript is spliced from 4 exons. The coding region runs from base 279 to 1814 and encodes 511 amino acids.
UUUGAUUGUGUUGUUUAACUACUAAUCAUGUAUUAGAUAAGUUUACACUUUCAACAGUCAAUGCCGAGGUGGAUAUAUCCAGAAAAGUUGGGAUAACUAGCAAAGAGAGAUUUUAGGAAAUCAGAGUGAUGUUGAAAAUCUUAAAGUUUGAGAUUUUUAUCUUGCCAAAUGGCAAUAACUAUAUUAUAUAAUAGGAGCUGAAAAUUCAUCAGGCUUAUUAAACAGUGAACUAAAUUAAGUGUUUAACUUGAUAGUUCACUGAUCACAGAACUGAAACAAUGCCUGGAAUCAUGGUGGAAUCCUGCAGUGGUAAAGACUUCCCUGCCAAGCUAACAUCGCAGGUCCUUGUUUGCAGCAUCAUUGCAGCAUUUGGGGGUCUCAUGUUUGGCUAUGAUAUUGGCAUUUCUGGUGGAGUAACUUCAAUGGAUGAUUUCCUGGAGAAGUUCUUUCCACUUGUUUAUGUCAAGAAGCACAGAGCAAGAGAAGACAACUACUGCAAAUAUGAUAACAAAUAUCUUCAGCUCUUUACUUCUUCACUCUACCUUGCAGCCAUUUUAUCUAGCUUUGCAGCCUCUUUCUUCUGCAAGCUAUGGGGCCGCAAACCCACCAUCCAAGUUGCCUCAAUCUUCUUUCUUGUUGGAGCCAUCUUGAAUGCUGUCGCACAGAACCUUGGCAUGUUGAUUGCUGGAAGGCUUUGUCUAGGUGCCGGAGUUGGAUUUGGAAACCAGGCAGUGCCAUUGUUCAUAUCAGAAAUUGCGCCUGCCAAGUACAGAGGAGGCCUUAACAUAUGUUUUCAGUUGCUUAUAACAAUAGGGAUUCUGAUAGCCAAUAUCAUUAACUAUUUUACUUCAAAUUUACAUCCAUAUGGUUGGAGAAUUUCACUAGGUGGAGCUGCAGGCCCUGCUGUAAUCCUCUUGCUUGGCUCUAUUCUCAUCUCGGAGACCCCCACGAGCCUUAUAGAGCGGGGAAAGAUUGAAAAGGGUUUAGAAGUACUAAGAAAGAUUAGAGGUGUUGAUAAUGUUGAUAAAGAAUAUUUAGAAAUUUUGAAUGCCAUUGAGCUAGCUAAACAAGUUAAAAGUCCCUUCAGAAAUCUCAUAACGAAAAGGUCCAGUUGGCCACAACUCUUCUGUGGCACAAUUCUUCAAAUCUUUCAGCAGUUCACAGGCAUCAAUGUGGUCAUGUUUUAUGCUCCAGUUCUGUUUCAGACUAUGGGAUUGGGAGGCGACGCGUCGCUAUUAUCAGCUGUAGUCACUGAUUCUAUCAAUGUGGCAGCUACACUGAUUGCAAUUUUUACAGUUGACAGAAUUGGAAGAAGGACGCUGCUCAUAGAAGCUGUUAUUCAAAUGCUUAUUGCUCAGUCUGUAAUGGGAGCAACUCUUGCAAAGCAUUUGAAAGCAACAAACGUAAUGCCAAAGCAUUCAGCCAUGGUUGUGCUCAUCUUGAUCUGUGUAUUCGUGUCAGGAUUUGCAUGGUCAUGGGGUCCAUUGGGAUGGCUAAUUCCCAGUGAAAUCUUCCCAUUAGAGACUCGAAGUGCAGGGUUUUUCUUUGCAGUAAGCAUGAACAUGUUAUGUACAUUUCUGAUAGCUCAAACAUUUCUCUCAAUGCUUUGCCAUAUGCGAUCUGGGAUCUUCUUCUUCUUCGCUGCUUGGAUAGUUGUGAUGGGCCUCUUUGCCAUUUUCUUGCUGCCUGAAACAAAAGGAAUCCCAAUUGAUGAAAUGAAUGAAAAAGUAUGGAAGAAACAUUGGCUGUGGAAGAGGUGUUAUAAGAAGGAAACAGAAGAAAAUUUAGAGGAAAAGUCAUUGCCAUUGUCAUAGUUAUAUUGCUUGCUUUUGAAUGUUCCUUAAUUAGCAUAACUGCAAUUAAUUCCUUAGGGUAAUAAAUCAGUUUUCUUUUUUUUGGAGCCCAAUUUUCCAUUUACUUGAAGAGGGUUCUAAAAUUGUUAUUAUUAAAUAGCCUUGUACUUCCAUGGAAUUAUUUCA